AUGGACCAUGGGGAUGGUGUUUUCACAAUUAGAAUGCAUUAUGGUGGCCAAUUCAAACAUGGGAAUGAUCAAGUGUACGUUGGAGGGAGGGUGAAUCACAUUGAUUUGUGUCACAUAGACGAGCUUUCUUUGAUAGAACUGGAGAAUAUGUUGAAAGUGAUGGGACUGGGGCACUGCGGGAUUGUCAGAUUCCAUCUUAGAAUUCAUAAUGGAUGGAAAGUUUUAGAUGACGAUGAGGAUGUUUUGGGUUUGGGCAGUUGGGUCAACAAGCACAAAGUGCUUGAUGUCUAUGUUGAACACACCAGAGGUGAUGUCCUUGAUCAAAGCCAAGCAAAGUCAAAUUGUGUUCCUACUGUACAACAGUUCGAUGGAGAAAAUAAUGUGGGUUGUAGUGUUGUGGCUUCUGAUAAUGCAUUAGACAAUGAUUCAUCACAGNCAGGGAAACAGGCACUGAGAAAACUCACCAAAGAAAUUGAUCCGAAAUCAGCAAGAAAACCAUAG
Molecule: messenger RNA, 501 nt
Organism: Ilex paraguariensis (yerba mate)
Lineage: Eukaryota; Viridiplantae; Streptophyta; Magnoliopsida; Aquifoliales; Aquifoliaceae
Source: the annotation of a GenBank genome assembly